AGAGCAUUCCUUGCUGCGCCCGGUCUGGCUUCGUCGAUCAAGGCUCUACAGCAGCGACUCCGUCUCUGGCAGCAUGUCUGAGAAACGGCAGGGAUCGGACACCCAAGCCCGGCGGGGCCCUGACACCUUCAAGGAGAGCUCCUUUACAGGCCUUGGAGUUUGUGGAUGGCUUUUGGUGUUUGUCUCAUUAUUGUUCACACUCAUAACUUUUCCAAUAUCGAUAUGGCUGUGCAUAAAGAUCAUAAAAGAAUAUGAAAGAGCCAUCAUCUUUAGAUUGGGUCGCAUUUUACAAGGAGGAGCCAAAGGACCUGGUUUGUUUUUUAUUCUGCCAUGCACUGACAACUUCAUCAAAGUGGACAUGCGAACUAUUUCAUUUGAUAUUCCUCCUCAGGAGAUCCUCACUAAGGAUUCCGUGACAAUUAGUGUGGAUGGUGUGGUCUAUUACCGUGUCCAGAAUGCAACCCUGGCCGUGGCAAACAUCACCAAUGCCGACUCAGCAACCCGCCUGUUGGCACAAACUACUCUGAGGAAUGUCCUGGGCACCAAGAACCUUUCUGAGAUCCUCUCUGACAGAGAAGAAAUUGCUCACAACAUGCAGACCACCCUGGAUGAUGCCACCGAUGACUGGGGGAUCAAGGUGGAGCGCGUGGAAAUUAAGGACGUGAAACUGCCUGUGCAGCUCCAGAGGGCUAUGGCUGCAGAAGCGGAAGCCUCCCGGGAGGCCCGAGCAAAGGUCAUUGCAGCCGAGGGGGAAAUGAAUGCAUCCAGGGCUCUGAAAGAAGCCUCCAUGGUCAUCACUGAAUCUCCUGCGGCCCUGCAGCUCCGGUACCUCCAGACACUGACCACCAUUGCUGCUGAGAAAAACUCCACAAUUGUCUUCCCUCUGCCCAUAGAUAUGUUGCAAGGCAUGAUGAAGGCAAACCACUGAGGCCCUCGUUGGAACCAGGCCAAAGGAAACCACCACCUGACGCCCUUGGCUGGACAGAUGCUUUGCCGAAAACAGUGACCUUAGGCUACAACCAGCUUCUCUGGGCCAAGUGUGCCUUACUUCCGGGGAAUCUUACUUCACAAAAAUUUCCUAACAUCUGUUUACUGUAAACCCAAACCAUGUUUCAAAAUAAUCUUUACUUGGGACUAGGCAUUUUCUUGUCAGCACUGGAGGAAGGCAAGGUCAAUGAAAAUGAUUACCCUAACUUGGAAGACUUUUAAAUCCACUAUUAUAGAGAUUCUUUUAAAACAACGUGGUAGGUCUUAUUUUUAACUAGAGUCUCUUUAUGAGUCAGUGAUUCCUCUGUGGUGUGUUAUGCAAAUCAGCUAAAUACUGGUCACACAAGUGCUUUUUUCUCACUUUUGCCUAUUUUCAUACAACAGGUUCUAAAUAGUUUUGAUUUUUUUAAAUAAAGCUUUCUGAGUUCUAUAAACACUUGUUUUUAUAGUCAUUUGAAUAGCUUAAGAACUAAUACUUUUUUAAAAAAUAUCUUCAGAAGGCCAUUAUAUUUUUCGGUCUGCGUGCUAUUAACUAUUGUAUACUGUGAAAUAUAUUGGUUACAGAUCCCAUUCAUUAAGUAGUAUAGAGAACUCACAAUAUAUUAUACAUACAAUCCAAUGAUCUUGGAAAGAUGCUGUCAAACUUAAGAGUAUCUAUAAUAAACAGACGUGGAUCUUUUUUAUUUGUCUCA
Molecule: messenger RNA, 1679 nt
Organism: Pteronotus mesoamericanus
Lineage: Eukaryota; Metazoa; Chordata; Mammalia; Chiroptera; Mormoopidae
Gene: STOM
Product: stomatin
Exons: 8
Coding region: 74-928 (284 amino acids)
Cellular component (GO): plasma membrane
Source: RefSeq, a predicted model, not a curated record